Messenger RNA from Octopus bimaculoides (California two-spot octopus), 3210 nucleotides. RefSeq names its product glutamate receptor ionotropic, kainate 2. The record is from RefSeq and is a predicted model, not a curated record. Gene Ontology annotation, biological process: monoatomic ion transport. Gene Ontology annotation, cellular component: membrane. NCBI's taxonomy places the organism in Eukaryota, Metazoa, Mollusca, Cephalopoda, Octopoda, Octopodidae. Gene Ontology annotation, molecular function: signaling receptor activity; ligand-gated monoatomic ion channel activity.
UACUACUGUUACUACUACUACUACUACUACUACUACUACUACUACUACUACUACUACUUGACUUACUACUGCUGCGCCACCAACGAGUGCAACAACAGCAACAGAAAUCGAGACCAGCAUGUUAGGUGAUGUGUUUACCUUCAUAACGCUGAGCUACGUUUUGCCCAUAGCUAGUGGUAACAAGAUCGAUCAUAACCGCCCAGUGGUCAUCAAUGUGGGUGUGUAUCAACCAUUAUCCUCGUUGUUUAACGAUGUGACGAAAGACAGGAAUGCCUCAACUUAUUUCAAAAUCACAGACAUUUAUCAGUCUCAAAGAAGCACCAAUUAUGAAGAUAUCAACAAAACGAUCCUCUAUAUGGAGCUUCACAAUAUCCAUACGAUUGUUGGACCGUUUGAUCCUGGAACUGUUAUAGCGGCUGAGGAACUUGGCAUCUCUUUUCUAUCCACUAGUUCUGUCAGUCGGGAAAAUAGUAACAAGGUCACAUUCCAGAUGGUGCCUGAUACAGAAGAAGUAAGCAUAGCGAUGCAGAGCCUCGUCGACGCUUACAAAUGGGAACAUGCUGGAAUGUACUACGACAGUGAUAUAGGAGCAAGCUUCAUGGAAUUUCUUUUGAGAGAUUACAAACUGAGCUUGAAAGCUUGGCGCUUGGCUCCCAGUGGUUCUAACAAGACUAUUCUUGACUGUCUCAUUAAUAUGCGGAAAGUGUUCAUCCAAAAAGUUAUAGUUGCAACAUCAACUGAAAACACACUUCUGAUAUUGGAGCAUGCUCGAAAUUUGGCAAUGCUGUCUAAUCCAUAUGAAUGGAUAUUUCAUGAUCCAGAUGGUUAUAUAAGCUCAACCCUACGUUCCUUUGUGGCCAUGAACACCAAUUUCACUGUUCUCAGUUAUUUACCGUUAAGAGAGGGUCAUAGUGAUGAUACCUUGAGUAACACUAAAAGUUAUCCACGGGCAGUGGUUUCAGAUAUAGUUGAAAUGCUGAAGAACGCAUCUAUAUCAUUGAAACGAUAUCCUAACAUCGAGGAAAUGAGGGAGAAAACUAAACGGAAACUACAGAAGUUUAAGAAACAUUUGGAAACUGGAUGUAUGCACUUAAGCAAAAGAGGGAAAAGAAAAGGUAUUAAUCUAUACUUUACAGCAGUUUUUGGGGAAAUGACACAAAAAAUUGCAAUCUGGAAUUCUACUACUUCCAAACAGUUUCAUGUGUAUCAACGUAAAAUCCAUCCGAAUAUCACAUAUAUGUUUCCUUUAAAGGGACGCAGAGUGAAAGUGGUCUCUAUCUUGGAAAAGCCAUUCACUAUGUAUAAAGACGAUUACGAAAAACGAUACGGAAACGACCGGUUUAGAGGUUUCGCGGUUGAUUUAAUGGAUGUCGUAUCGAAACGCUUGGGUUUUGAAUAUGAUUUGUAUCUCGUUGGCGACGGAAACUUUGGCGCUAAAAUGGACAACGGAGACUGGAAUGGAAUGAUUGGCGAAGUCCUUGCUGGGAACGCCACUAUGACAGUAUCGCCCCUCAGCAUUAAUUCACAGCGCGAGGAGGCAGUGGAUUUCACUAAACCUUUUAUGACUCGCUACAUUAGUGUAAUCAUGAAGAAAACUAAACUAGAAACAUCAUAUUUUGAGUUCCUCAACCCCCUCUCGCCACCUGUUUGGAUAUGCACAUUCGGGGCAUUUAUUGUCGUCAGUGUAAUACUGUACUUCCUGGAGAAACUGGGCAUGCGUAAGAAAAAGGAUUAUCCUUCGAUUUCGUUCAGGGAGAGCUUCUGGUUCAUCUUUGGAUCUUUACUACAAGGAAACACAGAUGCUUCCCCAAACACAGUGCCCGGACGUAUCCUUACCAGCGCUUGGUGGUUUUUUGCUCUCAUCCUCAUCUCUUCGUACACUGCUAAUCUAGCUGCCUUCCUUACAGUAAAGAAGAUCAAUACUCCCAUCAAAACAAUUUCUGAUCUUCCAAAACAAACCAAAAUCAAAUACGGCACUGUCAAAAACAGUGGUGUCAUGGCUUUCUUUAAGAAUACGAAAAUCGAAACAUUCGCAAAGAUGUGGGUUCAAAUGGCAGAACUUGAUCCCGAAUCAAUGGUUUCCACAACAACUGAAGGCUUUCAUAAGGUUAAGGAAGGUAACUAUGCGUUCUUCUGGGAUACAACAGUGAGUAGAUACAAAUCGAUUGAAGAUUGUGAAUUAACAGAGAUCGGACCACGUUUUGAUCCGAAAGGUUUUGGUAUUGCCGUCCCACCAGGAGCCACUUACCGAGAAGAUUUAUCUAUGGUUAUUUUAAAUCUCAGUGAUACAGGAAAACUUCAUGAACUUGAAAGCAGAUGGUGGAAUAAUCGAAUGUGUCCAGAUAUGAACAAAGCUUCGGCUGUGGAGACAUCCGAGUUACAAUUCGAGAACGUUGCUGGUGUGUUCUUUCUUUUAGUUACUGGUAUUCUAGUAGCUGGUGUUGUAUGUCUUAUUGAGUACUGUAGCGGUCAGGUGAUGCACCUUGGAAAGGAAAACAGAACUCGCAGAAAUAAGUCCAAUUAUAUCUAAAGUUUUGAAAAUAGAACUACCGCCAUUCUCUGCGGCGUCAAAUUAGACGUAGGCACAUUAUGCGCUUCUGUUGGCUUAAUUGGCCAGGCAAAGGAAUUCAAAAUGUCUUUCAAUGAGAAAACUAAAAAUGUUUAACAUAAAAAAAUUAAUAAAAAAAAACAUAAUCAAAAGAUUUUAGAAAAUGAACGGCAUAAGGAAAAUGAGAAAAUAUGUCUCUGCAUGGGUGUGUAGAUGUGCGUGCGUGUACGUGCGUGUGAGCGCACGUGUGUGUAUAGGAUGUUUUAAGAAUGCAUGCGAAUGCACGUGAAUAUAUGUAGACUAUAUAUCAAGGAAAAUUAAAAUAGAAGGCGUUAUACAUGGCUCGUAAUAUUAGUAUUAGUAGUCAUAAUAAUUCUUUCUUCAUUUUUAUCUAUUUAUUGAAAAAUAAUUGUGAUAUUAAUGAUAACGAUAAUGAAAAUAAUAAUAUAAACCUGAAACAAGAGUGUGAAAGAAAGAAAAUUAUGUUGUGUAAUUUAACAUUGAAGAGGAAGCUAUUAAAGAAAUAUUAAAAAAGAAUAUUUGGGCAAAUGAAUUAUUUCCAUAUUAUUUCAGAGUUAGUCUGGAAAUGUAUAUGAAAAUAUCUGCUUAUUAGAACUUCUUGUAAGAGUACAAGUCUUUUUCAAACUACUUUCCACGGCAUC